Molecule: messenger RNA, 772 nt
Organism: Oryza brachyantha (malo sina)
Lineage: Eukaryota; Viridiplantae; Streptophyta; Magnoliopsida; Poales; Poaceae
Exons: 2
Coding region: 111-542 (143 amino acids)
Source: RefSeq, a predicted model, not a curated record
CGAGAUGAACGGCCACGAUUAGAGCACGGAGAAGCGCAGACGAGUCGCCGAAGCGGUCGCCUCGCCGCCGCCCCCCGUCGACCGCGACUUUGCCGCCCGUGCCCGUCGCGAUGGCCGCCGCCGGGAAUCCGGACGCCGCGUCCCCGCCGGAGGCCCCCUCGGCGAAGAAGGGGGCCUUCAUGCGCCGCAUCUUCCCGUUCCUCCUCGCCGCCAACAUCUUCGUGGGAGUAUAUGUAUUUGCAAAGACCUACAAAAGAGAUCAGGAGAAGAAGAAUGCUCAGGCUGCUGCUGCUACUGCUGCUGUAGCCGCAGCUGCCACAUUCUCGCCCCCAGCUACCGCAACAGCUGAGACUGCAAAGCCUACUCCACCCAAAAGAGUGCUUCCACCAAUAUCUGAAGACGAGCAGCGCCAGAUCUACAAGUGGAUGCUGGAAGAGAAGCGGAAGAUCAAACCACACAAUGCUGCUGAGAAGAACAAGAUUAAUGAAGAGAAGUCUCUUCUCAAGGAAUUCAUCCGGGCAGAGUCUCUCCCUCGUUUGUGAUUCGAUCACUUGUUUACCCUGCUGGCCUUGGUUUUUCUUUUUGCCUGCAGAUCCAGUGUUCUGGAUUUUACACUUGUCUCUUGUUUGCUGGCAGGCAUGGUAGCAUUUUGUAUGCUGAUAGGUCAUCAUUUGUUACCCAAAAUGCUGAGCGCAAGUUUCAGCGAACACUAGCAUUUUAACACUGGAGAUUUUUCAGAAAACUAGUUCUUGAUGCAAAGUGCUUAGGUCUA